Messenger RNA from Octopus bimaculoides (California two-spot octopus), 1204 nucleotides. RefSeq lists its product as uncharacterized. The record is from RefSeq and is a predicted model, not a curated record. Lineage: Eukaryota; Metazoa; Mollusca; Cephalopoda; Octopoda; Octopodidae.
UCACCAUCAUCACAGUUCCAAAGCAAGUUUGAGACUCUGACAAUCCGCCAACAUAGUCACUUAUCAUUUCAUUUCAUAAUCGUUGAAUAAGAUCUAAAUUAUUGGGCGUGGCCAAUACACUGUGAAGCCAUUUGCAUUGUUACUUGCACCCAACAGCAGACCCCUAGGUUUUCUCCUGCUUUAUAAGAAACAGCUUAAUAAUGGAGAUAUUUCGUUUUGGUGUUUUUGUUACAGUGCUCUGUGCCUAUUUGGUUGAAUCUGUUGACAUUGUAAUAUCUCCUGGUGAAGUAAUAGCCGGAGGAAAAGAAAAAGUGAAGAUCACAUGUAUAGACAAAAAGUACGCCAAAAAAGUAUAUGCCAUAACUAUUUCUAAAGAUGGUAGAGAUAUUGUUACCAUUGAACCUCCAAAGAAAGCAAUCUGGGUGGAUAAUGAUAUAUCAAGAAGAGCUUACCUAAUCAACACCUACAUCAGUGCUGGUAAUUCAAUUGCUACCUUAUAUGUGACCAUCCCUCGUGGCUGGGACACUGGCCUAUACAGGUGUACUGUUCAGAAGACACCACGUCCAGAAACUUCCAGACCAAUGGCACUGAAAGUCAAUGGAUCCAGUCUACCUCGAAUGGAUAUGAUGUUGGUACUUUUAGUUGCUGCAAAUAUGGUAUAUUCUGUAAUGCAAAGUUAAAUAUUUUUCUUUCAACAUCAUUAACGAGACUGAUUAGCUCCAGGGGAUCUAAACAAUGAAAUUAAAACACUCCAACAUACAUGCAAAUGUACACAGAAUACAAAUAAAAUCCAUUGACAAACUAUUAAACGUUCCUGACAGCAAAAUCUAAUCAUCUGUCUGUUGAUAGCAUUUUUGCUACAUAAUGCUAUAUUGUUCAGCUGGGAUUGUAGAUUGGAAUACCAGAGAAGAAUUUGAAUGAAAGAAAAGAGUAAAAGUAGGCUUUGUGUAUUGCUGUCAUCAGCACCAAUUAGCUCUUUGCCUGUUGUGAUAAUAAUAAUAAUAAUAAUAUAUAUAUAUAUAUAUAUAUAUAUAUAUAAAGACUUUAGAGCAAUUAUUAACAGUCAGUUGUUAAAUUGUUUCAAUGGCUUGUGAAACACAACACUAGCUCAGUUACAUCUUAAAAAUUCUUUAAUACCUCGGUUAUAGCAAUUUGCUUUUGUUGAUUAUAUAUAUAUAUAUGUGUGUGUGUGUGUGUGUAUAUG